Molecule: messenger RNA, 968 nt
Organism: Colletotrichum destructivum
Lineage: Eukaryota; Fungi; Ascomycota; Sordariomycetes; Glomerellales; Glomerellaceae
Product: Putative protein trafficking Pga2
Exons: 1
Coding region: 188-634 (148 amino acids)
Biological process (GO): protein transport
Source: RefSeq, a predicted model, not a curated record
CAUUUUUUGCAGCCACGACUUGCCAUCCUGCAUCUCCGAUUUCUUUUGUCAUUCCUUCAGAAAGCCACCCCUCGGCCGAACCGACCACACACAUCCGACUUUCAACGUCAUUUGAACAUCUCUGCAGAAAAUACAAUCUAAAAACAAAACCCUUUACCGCAACCGCCGCACCGCCGCACUGCCCAAAAUGGCCGCCAUACUUGACCUCCUCAAUAUUGCUUGGACACGCUUCAGCACCAAUCUGCGCGGCACGCUCGACGGCAUGAGCACCGAGAAGUGGAUACGCCUUGUCAUCAUCGUUGGCGCCUACUGUCUUCUGCGUCCUUAUCUGAUGAAGCUGGCCGGCAACUCGCAGAUGAAGCAGCACGAUACUAGGCCCGAGGACGAGUGGCUCGGCCCGAAAGCAAAGGUCCAACCCAAUACCCUGCGCGGGCAGGUCGAAAUCCCCGAGGACAGCGAUGAUGAGGCCGCCGAGGUCACCGGCUCGACAACGGCCACCGAGUGGGGCAAGAAGGCGCGCAGGAGGCAGCGUGAAGUGCUGAAGAAGUUGAUUGACGUUGAGGAAAAGAGACUCGCGGAGCUGCAGGAGGACGACGAGGACAAGGACAUUGAAGAGUUCCUGGUCAAGGAGUAAGAUAUGUUACUAUUGUUGGGGCGGUACUUGUCGGCGUUUGGGCUCCAACGGUCGUUUAGCAUCAUUAAUAUCAAUACGGUGCUUUUUGACUAUCCUAUAUGACCAACAGAAUAGUUGUCGUGGCGAGGCGAGACAGUCACUCGAGGGCUGUGAAAUCAUUGUAUCUUGCGAAGAGAACGACAGCAUCUUGUCCCGACCGCGUUGGUCAGCUUUCGUCAUUGGGCGUUGGAUGGGAAUCCCAGGUGCUGCCUGUCUGCAGGUAUCCCAAAGAGGGUCCAGCAGACCUUGCGCAAAUCUUUGAUUGACAAUCACAUAAAUUCAACAAAGCCUCGCU